This is a messenger RNA of Austrofundulus limnaeus, 3347 nucleotides long. RefSeq names its product solute carrier family 17 member 5 (gene slc17a5). The transcript has 11 exons. The record is from RefSeq and is a predicted model, not a curated record. NCBI's taxonomy places the organism in Eukaryota, Metazoa, Chordata, Actinopteri, Cyprinodontiformes, Rivulidae. Bases 367 to 1848 code for a protein of 493 amino acids. Gene Ontology annotation, molecular function: transmembrane transporter activity. Gene Ontology annotation, biological process: transmembrane transport; monoatomic anion transport. Gene Ontology annotation, cellular component: apical plasma membrane.
GGUGGCGGAAAUGGGCUUCCAUACCAAAGGGCCCAGUUUGCUGUAGAAAAAAUAUAUAGACGUUUAUUUAUUAAUCUGUUUGGAUGCUUUUUUUUAAACCAAACUUAAAUUAAACAGACUUCCUUUGUUUUCCUUCAUUAUAAAGAAAAAUCAUUCUGUAUGCAAGCUCUUAAUCACCUGAAGCCCAAACCCAGGGCAAAAUCGUGCUAGACCACAACACUUCCGGUCUGCUGGCAUCGAUCACGUGACAAGUUCUCGGUCUCAGCUGAUUCAUUUCAUUGUUUCCUCAGCGGUAACUGUAGCCGUCUGUAUGGCUGUGUGUUUGUAAUGCAGUAGCUUAUUUGUAAAAAAGUUUCAGGCAGGAACAUGGAGCGGUACGGUUCUGACACGGAGAAGGACGAGCAGCAGAAGCCGCUUCUUCAACGAGGGCACGACGGCAAAGUGCGGAGAGCCCCUGUGUGCUGUUCCUCGCGAUACGGCCUGGCGCUGCUCUCCAGCUAUGGCUUCUUUGUGGUCUACUCCCUGCGGGUGAACCUUAGCGUGGCGAUGGUGGACAUGCUCAACGCCACCCACCAGUCCAGCGUUAACCACAGCGGCACGGUGUGCCCUGCUCACGACAUCCCUCCAGAACCCAAACACAACCGCACGGCCAGUGUAUACAACUGGGACUCUGAGACCCAGGGCUGGAUCCUGGGCUCCUUUUUCUAUGGCUACAUCCUGACACAGAUACCUGGAGGGUACCUGGCCGGCCGCUAUGGACCCAAGUGGCUGCUGGGCUUUGGGAUUCUGGGAACCGUAUUUUUUACACUACUUACCCCUGUGGCUGCCGAUCUGGGUGCAAGCUACCUCAUUGCUGUGAGAGUUAUGGAGGGGAUUGGGGAGGGUGUCACAUUUCCUGCAAUGUACACCAUGUGGGCAGCCUGGGCCCCUCCACUGGAGAGGAGUCGACUGCUCACCAUUACAUACAUUGGAGCCCAGCUGGGGACAGUCAUAGCUCUUCCUUUGUCUGGUGAAAUCUGCUUCUACCUGGACUGGACCUAUGUCUUCUACUUAUUUGGUGUUGUCGGCUUGGUGUGGUUCAUCUUGUGGGCUUGCCUCGUCUUUGACAGUCCCAACACUCAUCCACGGAUAUCAGAGCAGGAGAGACUCUACAUCACGAACGCACUCAAAAACGAGCUGUCCACCUCAGCAGGUCACAUUCCUUGGCGAGCUAUUGUGACGUCAAAGCCGCUGUGGGCCAUCGUUGUGGCUCACUUCUCCUACAACUGGACCUUCUACACGCUCCUCACUCUGCUCCCAACCUACAUGAAUGUCAUACUGGGCUUCAGCAUACAGCAGAAUGGAUUUCUGUCAGCUGUGCCAUAUGUGGGCUGUGCUCUGUUUGCUGUGCUGAGCGGCCAAGUUGCUGAUUAUCUGCGAGAAACUUGCUUCUACUCCACCGUCCUCGUUAGGAAGGCCUUCACUCUUAUCGGUAUGAUUGGGCCGGCAGCGUUCCUGGUGGCAGCAGGUUUUACAGGCUGUAAUUACAAACUAGCUGUGACCUUCCUCACAAUCUCCUCUUCUCUGGGCGGAGUGUCAGCCUCGGGCUUCAACAUCAACCAUCUCGACAUUGCUCCUUCGUAUGCUGGGAUUCUGCUGGGUAUCACAAACACGUUCGCUACUAUUCCUGGGAUGGUUGGACCAGUCAUAGCAAGAGCCCUCACUGUAAAUAACACCAUAGAAGAGUGGCAGACUGUGUUCUACAUCGCGGCUGCCAUCAACUUGUUUGGAGCAAUAUUCUACACUGUGUUUGGACGAGGAAAGGUGCAGCCCUGGGCUGUACACACAUCCUUGUCUCAUGGAGACUGAGGCAACGGAGAAAUAACAAAACCCCUCCCUUUACCAUCAACCUCAGACUCGUGUGAUGGGUAAUCUCAGAGUGAGGCAUAUUUUUCUGAUAGCCAGGUUUACAAACAGUGAGUGAGAGCUCAUUGUUUGUUGAGUUUAAUUUACAGAUGAGACCACAGCCACCGUGAAGAAGAAUCAAACUGUGGAUAAUCAAACAGAAAUCAAACAACCAGUUGGUUGAUUUACAAAAAAAAAAAGUCCACUGUCAGAAAACAAACAGUAUAACAUCAAAAACCUCUGUUUGGCUAAGAUACAAUAAGUCACACAACUCCAGGCUUUUAGAGGUUUCAACCAUAAGUCCGUAGAAGCUGACUUCACCUGUUAUUUAAUCUUUGUGCAUUGCUCUAUAAAAUAUAUAUUAUAGAAAUUAAGCUAUGGGCAAAACUGAUCCAGUUUUGUUCCUUUUAUUGUUCAGGUUUCUUUAAACAUAUUUUUUCUCAAAAAUCAUAAAAAGUUCCUUUCAUUUUUUAUAUUACUGGCAAAGAUUUACAUUAAUCAAAGGUUUACGUUGAUCUGAUGUUUUUCUGUACCUGUGAAUGUAAAGUUUGAGAUUAUAUUAAGUGACUUUAAAAUUUGUGCCUAACUGCCAAAAAAGACAGCACGCCAUCUGAAUUAAUGUUGAUUUUGGAGUCAACGUUGAGACUUCAGCACAUACAGACCCAUGAAAGAAAAAAAUGGCUUUAUGCAAGGUCUUAUUUUUAAAAUUUGUUUAAUAUUUACAGAAACUGUUUGUUUUGUUGUAUAACAUAUGUAAAUAAUUUUAUCAGGGCAUUUGUGUGUGUUGGUUUUUCCAACCCUUACAGUUGACAGGGAACAACUUUUUUCUAGUUACCGUACUAAACCAAUACAUUUAGGACACAUGUUACAUUAAUUCUUAUCAGCAUACAAGCUAAGCUUUUCACAGAUAAGGGGAAGAUAAAAUACUUAAGAGUUUCCUGAUGCACAGCUUAUCAUAGAUAAACAGAAUUUUGACUUUGUGUCGAUUCUCAGGUGUUUUAUACCACAGAUGGAUUCAAAAGGGAUAGUUGCUACGAUGAUGGCCAUUUUAUGUUUUGAAUGUCAGUUAAUUCGAUCUGAUUUUAAAUAACCUAGUCACGUUUAUUUCUACAAAUGUUACUUGAUGAGCUAAAACAAAACUAAGCCCCUGGAAAUAAACAUUAAUUUUGGCAGAAACAAAUUUGCCACAAGUAGCACCUAGUAUAUAUAAUGCACUUGUGCCUUAUUUAAAAAAAAAAGUCAAAGAAUCAGCACUUUAGACUUCUUUUGUUUCUUAACAAAUUUAUGUGCUGCUUUUACUUUUUGUUUUUACACAAAUGGGACUAAAGGGAGUUCUGUAUGGAUUUGUACUGAAAUUUAAAAAGAAAAUUGUAAUUGUUUAUGUAAUUAGCAUUCCAGAAACAUACUGAAUGACUGUCAUGUAAUGGAAAAAAUACAUAAAAUAUAUCAGCAAGCAAUUCUAA